CUACCCCGUGUCCAACUGUAUUCAAGCAACGGCUGGGCUCUUCUGCUCGCAGAGAGAAGCUACGCUCAAGUCUGACACUGCUUGUGGUAUGGUACUGCUGGCAAGCGAUCGAAUUGCAGUUCGAAGCCUGGCUUCAGUGGAUCGUUCCUUUCUACGGAACCAUGAAGCUUUUCUUCCUGCUCUGGAUGCUCGCGGCGAGAGAUCAGGCGGCCUGCAGACUAUUUGCCAGUUUUCUACAUCCGCUCAUUCGACCGUACGAACCAGUCUUCGAUCUCGCAUUCGCAAGCUGUCGGGACGCAGGUUCAUUAAUUCGCUUCGUCUCAACCCUCAGCCUCUCCCGCGUCUUCGCCGCUCUCGAAAGUCUAUGGAGUGCAUUCUCGAAGCAUUCCAACAACCCCGUCGGCGUUAAGGUACAUCAGGCUGGCCCUGCCGCGAAAGUCAAAUCCAGGCUAAUACCUCCCCCAGCGAGUACUAGGCGGUCACCUGUAAGCUCUGGCCAGCGCGGCUCGACGAGCGGCCCCGGUGGCGGAGAGAGCGGCUUGGCUGCUUCGUCACGACCCAACCACGCAGAAAAGUCUCUGCGUCCUAGCUCGUCCCAAAGCCUUCGGGCGGUUCAGGCAGGAGGGUCAGUUGUACCGCAUCCCCGCUUGCUCUCCUCGGCGCACCUUGCCCAUAUGCCAUUGCAACAAGAUGAUCGAACGAAAUACGCUCAAUUGCAAGGGCUCCCUGCGCCGCCGAGCGUCAUCAAAGCUCCUGCUGCACAGGGGUCAUCACCUUCCCCUCUGGGGCUCAGAAAUUACGCCUUCAUACCGCCAGUCUCUAUUCCUCGACAUGAGGGCCCAAUAGCGAACGAUGUUAAACUCUCAACUGCAAAGUCAGUGCGCACAGCAACGAAGCCAAAUGCCGUACAGGUGCUCGCACAACAUUCUCUCGUUAGUCGCGGCGGCUCAGAAAUGGACUACGCCCAAGUUGACACCUCCACAAGCGUCGAUCCGCUCUCCAGCAUCUGGUCACCGCAUAUGCCUGGCUUUCUUAAAAAGACGCCUACUGCUCCUUCUGUCUUGAGGCAACAUAAUAGUGCCGAGCGAGUACAUCAGGAUGCGGAAGGUGACGAGGAAGACUUAGAAGGGAGGAAAUCUGUUGCGCCUGAGGCAGAGAUGUAUCUGGCAACUAUUCACAUGGACGACACCUUUGCACAUACCACAGUGCGCAAACGCUCACGCGUGUCAUCCCAGUACACAUCGAAAGUCAAGCGCGUCGCCAGCAGCAACAAGAAGCGUAAAGGCCAUCCUACCCCACCGGAAGACAAUGCAGCGCCUGCGGCCGUGGAUGUGCACGGUUACAUCACAGUGAGCGAAUCUGACGCCACGGCGAGCACGAGCGAAGAGACGAGCACGAGACAGCCUGCAAGGUCCAAAAAGGGGAGGAAGACGAACAGUGCUGCUGAUGCAGCUUCAAGCUCGAAGAAGAGAGGUGGCGCAACGGGCAAAUCCAGGGCCGAAGCCAAGUCCGUUGCUGGUGGUGACUUCAAUAGCAAAGAGGCAGAAGAAAGCACUCCUCGAGCAAAAUCAAACGGCAUUUUCCGCAGUACUGGCAGCAGUAGCAGACAGCGCACCACCAGCGUGACCCAGCCGCACGCCAGCGUUGGCAAGAAUGGCAGCACUGUGCGCAAAACCGGUAUUCGAGCACUGACGUUCGCACGAAACCGUAACCCCAGCAUGCCUGCUCUCGGCCAAGCGUGGGCGGCGCAAAGAGAAGAAGCCGCACAGCAGAAGGAUACUGACGUGGAAAUGACGAGCGCGGGUAAGAAGGAGUCGACGACACGUCGUCGCAAGCUGCCCAGCAGUUCUUCGCUCGCGCUGGCACCAGCUGCUGAAUCGCGCGCUGGUCAACAUGGUACCACCAGGACCUUACGUAGUUCGAAAUCGAUGGCGGGUCUUUGAGUCGCAUUUGCGACGCUGUCCAACCGAACUUGUUGCCUUCGUACUCAAAACCCCGGAAGGGGCAAGAUGUGUGCACGGGGAUAGACGCAAAACUACAUCACACUGCGUGCUUUACAACAGCGGCACCAUCUGCCCUUCCUGAGUUCCAAUUCGGCGGCGUAAGUGUCUCGGCGAAUCUCCCCUUGACCUCUUCCC
Molecule: messenger RNA, 2138 nt
Organism: Tilletiaria anomala UBC 951
Lineage: Eukaryota; Fungi; Basidiomycota; Exobasidiomycetes; Georgefischeriales; Tilletiariaceae
Exons: 2
Coding region: 162-1943 (593 amino acids)
Source: RefSeq, a predicted model, not a curated record